This is a messenger RNA of Gossypium raimondii (Peruvian cotton), 1877 nucleotides long. Its product is annotated as protein NETWORKED 4B. The record is from RefSeq and is a predicted model, not a curated record. Lineage: Eukaryota; Viridiplantae; Streptophyta; Magnoliopsida; Malvales; Malvaceae. The coding region runs from base 197 to 1669 and encodes 490 amino acids. Gene Ontology annotation, cellular component: vacuolar membrane. Gene Ontology annotation, molecular function: actin binding. The transcript is spliced from 3 exons.
UUUGAGUUACUUCGAUCGAUUUUUAUGGAAGUUAAUAUAGAGAAUGCUGAAACAAAAACUGGGUUUCUCUUAGAUUUCUUUUCUGUUUAUGAACAAAAUGAUAAAGGCCAUACUUGUUUGUUGGGGUUUAUAAUCGUUUCCUUUAAGCUAAAGUAUAAUCAUCAAUCGUCAGUACAAAUCUUCUACGAGACAAAAAAUGGAAGUAGAUAUGAUGAACAAAGUUGAUUCAAAGAACUUGAAAUCAUGUUGGUGGGAUAGUCAUCUCAAUCCUGAAAAUUCUGAAUGGCUAGCUGAAAAUUCAAAAGAAAUGGACCUGAAUGUUAAACAAAUAGUGAAAUUGGUGGAAGACAACAGUGAAGAUGUGACUAAAUCCAAGGUGAUUGUCCAAGUUCAAGAACUCUACCGUAUUUAUCGAAAUUUGGCCGAGCGGUAUGAUCAUUUGACUGGGGAACUGCGUAAAACUCAAGGCCCUGAUAGUGGUUUGGAUCAAAUCUCUCCAAUGGUUACACCUGAUAAGCCUGUUCAACAAGCUUCAUCUUUCAGUUCUGUUGGUGGUAGUUCUGAGAAAGAAGGGACCGAAUCGUCUUCGUUUUCAUCAGAUUCUGACUCUGAAUCUUUCAUCUCAUCUGUCAACGUUUACUUGAGUUCGGCGAUGGAUACUGAUAAAUCGAAGAUGAGGGAAAACCGAAGGUAUGAAGAAUUGAAUGAAAAGCUCACUAGGUAUGAAGAAGAGUUAAGGGAUUCGAACCUAAAACUCUUACUUGCAGAAGAAGAAAUUGUGAAGUUGAAUACAAAGCUCAAGAAGAGUGAGUCACUCGAAUUGGAAUUGCAAAAACAGAUAAUUGAGCUCGAAGCUUGUUUUUCAAACUCGAACUCUGAAGUUAUGAGGUUGAUGGAGGAGCUUUCUACAAGUAAAGAAAAUAUCAAAGCAUCAGAAGAAGAGAUUGUAAUGUUAAAUGCACAAAAUUUGAGGUACGAAAACGAUCUAUUGAACCGAGGUCACGAAGUUGAAGAACUAAAGGGUGCAUUAUGUGAUGCUAGAGAUAAUUUCUCUAUACAGAAAGCAAGCUUUCAAUCAGAAAUUUUUGGUUUGUUAGAAAAAGAGACUCUCUUAGAAGCAAGACUCAAGGAAUGGGAAUUACAUGGAAGUGUAUUGGAGGAAAAAAUAAGGCAACGUGAGACCAAAAAUUCGGAAAUCGAAAGCUUGCUUGUUGUACAAGAAACCAAUUUACAAGGUCAGAUCAAUCAAUUGAAGACAGAACUUAAUGAGAAAGGUAUACACAUAGAAGCUUUGAAUAAGAACCUUGACAAAAUGAAAUUGAAAUAUGAUAUGCUUAUGACAGACAAAGAUUGUGUUACUGCAACAGUAAACAAUCUCGUGGCCGAGGUUCGUUCUCGUGAUUUACAGAUCAGACAAAUGGAGGACCAUUUACAACAAUUAAGCAAGGAACAUAUGCAGCUAACAAAGAAUCUAGAAGAUGAGUUGAAAUUGAAGAUAAAGGACCUUGAGAAGGAAGUGGAUAAGCAAAGGAACAUGAUCUUAGAUGUGUCAGAAGAGAAAAGAGAGGUAAUAAGACAGCUUACAUUCAGUCUGGACCAUUACAGGAGUGGUUAUAAAGAGCUUCAGACAUUCCUCAAGCACAAACGACAAGCGGUUAUCGCUUUAUGAGUUCGAUUAAAUAUGAGUAUCGGUAUAGUUACUUGUCUGGAUUGUCUUUUUCCCUUGAUGUAAUCUUUCGUUUAACUUGUUUUAUGAACUUAUUAGUACUUAAAUUUGAGUUUCUGUGGGAAGUUUUGGGUGAUAUAUGUGUAUUUGCUUAGAUAAACUUGAAGCUGUCAUUAGACUAUAUAUAUAUAUAUAUAUCUUUUUCAUGUUA